This is a messenger RNA of Hyla sarda, 6604 nucleotides long. RefSeq names its product TIAM Rac1 associated GEF 2 (gene TIAM2). Bases 700 to 5910 code for a protein of 1736 amino acids. Lineage: Eukaryota; Metazoa; Chordata; Amphibia; Anura; Hylidae. The transcript is spliced from 30 exons. Gene Ontology annotation, cellular component: synapse; membrane. Gene Ontology annotation, biological process: small GTPase-mediated signal transduction; positive regulation of axonogenesis; activation of GTPase activity. Gene Ontology annotation, molecular function: protein binding; guanyl-nucleotide exchange factor activity. The record is from RefSeq and is a predicted model, not a curated record.
CCGAGAGGAGAGGAGAAAGGACGGAGUGUCGUACAGUGCACAAUGAUAUCAUAGAAAGCAUUACACUACUUCACUGUGUACCAACCGCUACAUCUGCAUAGAACAAGCUGCGGUACUGCACCAAACAGCUCGGGAAACUUUCUGCCAUACACCAGACAGCUGUCCACAUCUGGGCGACUGUAUAAAGUAAGAGGCACUGGUACUUUAAAACCUUGUGGCCCAUGGGAGUUUUUAUACCGCAGCUAUCGUGAACCCAUCAGAAGCAGCUGUGAUUUUUGGAGACUUCCGUCACUGGUGCAGUCCUGUUUUCAGUCCAGUUCAGACCUAGAUGCGAAGAGUUUCCAGACACUACAUGGUUCAGUGCAAUAUGCCGUUCCUUUCAGAAGAGGAGGCUACAGCUUAGGCAUUGUAAAAGUGGUUCACAUGGAACAGUUGAAGAAAUUCACACAGUCUCUUCAUGUGGCCUGAAGGACUGUAUGCCACUCAAAAAGUUUUCUAGAAGUCAGUGGUGUGCCCCGCGUCUGAGAGCCGUGUCGGCUCUCGCUCCCUGCCAUGGAUAUGUGAUCUAUGUUUUGUACAGCUACGAUAUUGGAAUAAAACUUCCGUACACUGGAGCAACAGUCCGGGAUACUUUACAUAUUCAAUAAACGAAUGAUGGGACCCUUUUCAACUGUGAAUUGUGUUUCAAUAUAGCUUCAGAUGAAACGAGAAAUGGGGAACUCCGAAAGUCAGUACAGUCUUCAGGGGACACGGAGUCCAGGAGGAAGUCCGUUGUCAGAUUGCAAACAAAAGAACUGCUCUUUAAAAAUUCAUAGCAUUAACGUAGAUGAAGAAAAAGACUGGCCUUCUCCUGGAUGGGGGCGCACAGGCAGCAGCGCUAGCUACAAAUCCCGCUCCCUAGCAAGAACUUGUCUCUCACAAUGUAAGGGUAAUCUACCAUAUUCCUCAAGACAUGGUGAUGUUGUGCUAAAAGGCUCUAAAGUUUGUACCCAUUACAAGCAAAGACCUAAUCUGGCUGGUGAAUGUUGCCAGGCAAAUAACAACACAUAUUUACCGGACAAUGGGUAUCAUUAUGUUGGUGUUGACCCCUCAGUUGACCACAGGGGAUGUAAUGGACAUAUUUUAAGUUGCUAUGAUAUUCACGAUAGCAUGUCUGCAGCACUGCAAGCUGAAGAAAGGAAAAGCCCAAAGGUCUUGAUAAAAACACUUGGAAAAUUGGACGGUUGCCUCAGAGUUGAAUUCCAUAACAGAGGUAAUGGUUUACCUUCUGAGGAAUCUGAUGGACCAGUUCAGCUACUCAGGUACUCUCCUGCUAUGGAAAUGAAGGAGAUGACCCACCAUGACCCUCGGAGGAAUUCUGGUAUGGAGUAUUCUGCAAGCCAGGGCUUGUCAGCAAGUGACUCUGGACUAAGAUCAAGCAAAGGAAGUUCACUAAGUUCUGACUCUUCUUGGUAUGAUUGCCCAUGGGGAAACACUAGAGACAUUAAUGACUUGGAUGGUUCAUAUCUGACCAGGAGUUCCUUAGACACUAGUGUUCAUGGAGGGCUUAUCCCAAAUGAGAGUGGUAUACUUUACAACCAGAGAUCUUCUCUUUCUUCACUACGUGAACUAUACGACUCAGAUUUACAGGGUGGAUUAACCCCCGGUCGGCUUUCAGAUGAAUAUAUAGGUGGCCAUCAUACUUUAAGUAACAGGGUUUCAUUUGCCUCAGAUAUUGAUGUUACAUCAAGAGUAGAACAUAGGGGACCUGCACAUUAUUCUUCAUACACCUUACCUUGCAGAAAAUCAAAGCCUUUAACAGAGGAUGCAUCUAAAAAAGACACACUAAAAAGUCGAAUGAGACGCAUUAGUGACUGGACUGGUAGUCUUUCAAGGAAAAAAAGAAAGCUGCAGGAACCAAAAUGUAAGGAUGCAAGUGAAUGUUUUGACAGUGGAAUUGAUGGCUUUACAGCAGAAACAAGCUCUCCUCCACACCUAUCUAGCAUUUUGUGGUCUGGGGGAUCUGGACCUCUUGCGCAGCCUAGAAAUGAACAUACUAGCCUUAUUGGCAGUGAUGCCAUAAGGCAAAACAUCUAUGAAAAUUUUAUGAGGGAGCUGGAAUUAGAGAAAACCAAUGUGGAGGAAACGGCUACAUCAACAGGUACAGACUCGAGUAAUGACUCUCUCAGUUCACUGGAACAACUUGACCUACUGUUUGAGAAAGAACAAGGAGUUGUCCGCAAGGCCGGGUGGUUGUUCUUCAAACCCCUUAUUACCCUUCAAAAGGAAAAGAAACUGGAGCUUGUGAACCGCAGAAAAUGGAAGCAAUACUGGGUGACACUUAAAGGUUGCACCCUGAUGUUUUAUGAGACCUAUGAGGGAAAUUCUGCAGAACAGAGUACUUCACCCAGAUAUGCUCUGUUUGCUGAAGACAGCAUUGUCCAGUCAGUUCCUGAGCACCCAAAGAAGGAAAAUGUCUUCUGUCUCAGCAAUUCCUUGGGGGAUGUUUACCUAUUUCAGGCAACCAGUCAGACAGAUCUAGAAAACUGGGUUACUGCAAUUCACUCUGCCUGUGCCUCUCUUUUUGCCAAGAAGCAUGGCAAAGAAGAUACUGUCAGGUUGCUAAAAAGUCAAACCAGAAGUCUGAUGCAAAAGGUUGACAUGGACAGCAAAAUGAAGAAGAUGGCAGAGCUACAACUCUCUAUUGUUAAUGACCCAAAGAAUAGAAAAGCCAUAGAAAACCAGAUUCAACAGUGGGAACAGAACUUGGAAAAGUUUAAUAUGGAUCUUUUCCGUAUGCGCUGCUAUUUAUCCAGCCUGCAAGGAGGGGAGCUGCCAAACCCUAAAAGUUUACUAGCAGCCGCUGGAAGACCAUCAAAACUGGCACUGGGAAGGCUUGGUAUAUUUUCAGUCUCCUCAUUCCAUGCAUUGAUUUGCUCUCGGGACGAAUCUGCAUUACGGAAACGGACGUUUUCUCUAUUGCAUAAAGUGCAGAUCAAGAAGAGUUUGUUUUCUUCCCUUAAAGGGCUGGAUACCCUUGCAAGGAGGGGAAAAGAGAAACGGCCUUCAAUAACUCAGGUUUUUGAUACCAAUGGAAGCCAGUCAGGCUCUGGGGCACAGAUUCCACCUAAUUUGAGUGGCUCCAAUGAGCAUGUUGAAGACUUGGUGAAUGUCUAUAACUCAGUUCCAGAAGUCCCCCAAAAAGAAAGUUCUUGGGAAAUCCCAAUAUUCGUCCACUUCUAUGAUGGUCAUGGUGUUACGGUGAAUCUUAGACCAGAGCACAGAGUGGAAGACAUCUUAAACUUGGCAUGUAAAGUUCGACAGUUGGACCCUGGCUUUUUUGGACUGCACAUAAAAAGAAAUGUGGGUGAAAAUGUAGAGUAUUAUGUCCCUUCACCAAUGGACUACAUACAAGAACAGGUGUUUGAUGACCUAGAAAUAUUUCCUAUAGGUAUUUACAAUGUACAUCUUGUCAAGUCUGAAGGAAAAACUGAUUUUGGAUUUGCUGUUGCUGCUCAGGUUGAUGAUCACAACAGUCUUACUCACAUCUAUGUAAGUUAUGUUCACCCUGAUGGACUGGCCUACAGAGAAGGUCUUCGCACAAAAAAUGAAAUCCUCUUUAUCAAUGGAGAAGCCGUUACAGACCUUGACCUAAGGAAAAUGGAGUUCUUAUUCUCAGAGAGGAGUGUCUUGUUAUCAUUGAGGUCUUGUCACGCUGAUGUCAAACCAUCACUAACCUCAUCAUGGCCAGAAAAUUACAUUUUCAAAGAUCAGAUGAGACCUUUACCACCAGUGAACCAGUCUCAGCUCCUAGAGGAAUUCCUGAAUACUUUCCGGAGGAAUUCUAUGAAAGACUUGAGCAAUGUACCAGAUGUUACAAUUGGUACCCUUAAAAGGAGCAGCACAGAUGAUGCUUUGGAUCAGGUGCAGUGCAGGCCAAGAAUAGAUCAAACCUAUAAGAGUGCUGAUCAGAUCUCAGCGUUGUGUCGAAGCUUGCAGGAAGUCAACCAGGACAUGAUGGAUCGACAAAACGAUAGCCCAGACCCUCCAAGGAGACCACUAGCUCGGCACUUAUCAGAUGCAGAUAGACUUCGAAAGGUUAUACAGGAGCUAGUUGAUACAGAAAAAUCCUACGUUAAAGAUUUGAGUUGCCUCUUUGAAUUGUACUUGGAACCUUUGCAAAAUGAAACCUUCCUUACCCAAGAUGAGAUGGACUCUUUGUUUGGCAGUCUGCCUGAAAUGCUUGAUUUCCAGAAGAUAUUCCUCCAAACCUUGGAAGAUGGCAUUUCAAGUUCUACUGACUUCGAAAUACUUGAGACUCCGUCGCAGUUUCGAAAAUUGCUGUUUUCUCUGGGAGGAUCUUUUCUUUAUUAUGCAGAUCACUUUAAACUGUACAGUGGAUUCUGUGCAAACCAUAUCAAAGUGCAGAAAGUUCUAGAAAGAGCUAGAACAGACCCAGCUUUUAAGGAAUUUUUGGAUGCCAGAAACCCCACAAAGCAGCAUUCUUCUACUUUGGAGUCCUAUCUGAUCAAACCAGUGCAGAGGGUUUUGAAAUAUCCGCUGUUGUUGAAAGAAUUAGUGUCCUUGACAGACAAUGAAAGUGAAGAGCAUUAUCAUCUGACAGAAGCCCUAAAGGCUAUGGAGAAAGUGGCAAGUCAUAUUAAUGAAAUGCAGAAAAUCUAUGAAGACUAUGGAACAGUGUUUGAUCAGCUAGUUGCAGAGCAGAGUGGGACAGAGAAAGAGGUUACAGAGCUCUCUAUGGGGGAACUGUUGGUAUAUUCUACAGUCACCUGGCUCAAUAUCUUCCCAUCUCUUGGCAAAACAAGAAAAGAGCUCGAGCUGACAGUGUUUGUGUUUAGAAGGGCAAUUAUUCUCGUUCACAAAGAAAACUUCAAGCUGAAGAAGAAAACGAGUCAGAAUACACGAAGCUCUCAAACCUAUGGUGAUAUUGAUCAGUUUAAAUUCCGCUGGCUGAUUCCUUUGUCUGCUGUUCAGGUCAGGAUGGGAAAUGCUGCAGGAACAGAAAAUAACUGCUUGUGGGAACUUAUCCAUACAAAAUCUGAACUUCAGGGGAGACCAGAAACUAUUUUUCAGCUCUGCAGCAGUGAUUGUGAAAGUAAGACGAGCACAAUUAAAGUGAUACGUUCUAUUCUGAGAGAAAACCUAAGGCGGAACAUCAAGUGUGACCUGCCUCUGGAGAAGACCAAUAAAGAUCGACUGGGUCCAUUAAGAAACAGAAUUCCAAUGUCAGCAAAAUUAGCAUCAACCAGGUCCCUAAAAGUGCUGAAACACAACUCUAGCAUGGAUUGGGGCAAUAGUACAAGGGACAAGGGGAAUGGAAAUGGACUAGAUUCAGAUGAUGGCAGUUUAAGCAGCGGUACACAAAGUAGUGGUUGUCCAACCAUAGAAAGUUUACUUGAUUCCAAAAAUCUGUCUCCAGUCAAGCACCUCAAAAAGAAUGUUGUGGCCCUACCAAACACAACAGUUAAGGAAUCCGAUAUACUCAGUGAUGAUGAAGAUGAUUACAGGUUGUCAAAUGUGACACCCAGCUCUGCAAGUAUGAGGAACAGCCCAAAUCAAGGAAUUGAAGUACACUUCCAGAACCUAAAUAUUUCUGAGCAUUCCAAAACAGAGCCAAAAUAUGUGGAGGCCAAAAUGAUUGAUGCAGAGGGUAACUUCCAACAUGAGGAACACCCAAAACUUGUACGGGGACAUUUCUGUCCGAUUAAACGAAGAGUUACCAGCACAAGACGGGAAAAAGGGAUUACACAAGCAAUGAAGAACCACCAACAAUCUCUUGACAGCCAUUCUGAUUCUGCAAAUAUUGACCUGAAUGCAAUUCUGGAGAGGGAAUUCAGCAUUCAGAGUUUAACAUCUGUAGUGAAUGAAGAGUGUUUUUAUGAAACUGUUGGGAACUGCGGUAAGUUGUAGCUCCUUUAAACAGGGAGGAAAUCCCAGCUUGUAUAAAUGUUAUGUAAUAUAGUAAUGACAUGGAUAUGGGGGUCUCAAAACAGCAGAAGCAUUGAACUGAUUGAAAACUGGGAUUUCCUUGUUUUUUCUUUGCAAGCUACACAUGGACUAGAAAUAGAGAAAAAAACUACUUACUGUAUCUGUUCAUUUUUUUUUCUUGUGCACUACUUCAUGUUGCCACAUAUUAAGUUAUUUUUUAUUUAUUGUGAAUUGGAAUAAUAAAGCUGACCAAAUUCAAAAGUUUUUGAAAGGGUAUCAAAACGUUGUUAUAAUGUAUAAAGUAAGGUAUAGUAUCACAUUAUGCAUGCCGUCAAUGAGAUGGUAGUUAUAUUUUUGAAUAAAACAGUUGAAGGCACGAAAAAAAAUCCUCAAGAUCGGUUAUGUGACAUUAACACUUAUUACACUGAGGAUGAAUUACGCUCAGGUGGGCUGAAGGCUUAGGGCAUUUUUUUUUUCAUAAUUUUUAAGUUAUUUUUGUGUUUUCUGCACCAAUGUGCAGGCAUUUCAUUUUGUACACUACAAUAUGGUUUAUAAAAAAAAAAAAAAAAACGAAAAUCGUGUACUGUAAUAUUUUUGUUGGCUGUAUUUAAUUUUCUUUAUCUUGUACAGUAAAAUGAGUUGUUGCCCUAAAUCGCUGUGGAAUGUUUUUUUUCUU